Molecule: messenger RNA, 865 nt
Organism: Neocloeon triangulifer
Lineage: Eukaryota; Metazoa; Arthropoda; Insecta; Ephemeroptera; Baetidae
Product: zinc finger protein 771-like
Exons: 3
Coding region: 128-697 (189 amino acids)
Biological process (GO): regulation of DNA-templated transcription
Molecular function (GO): RNA polymerase II cis-regulatory region sequence-specific DNA binding; DNA-binding transcription factor activity, RNA polymerase II-specific
Source: RefSeq, a predicted model, not a curated record
AAGUGGGGCCUCAGCAACCACAAACUCAACGUGCACAUCACCAAAAGCAACGACCAAUGAGAAUUAAAAAUAUUAAACUAUUCAUCAACUUGCCAUUACCGGAGAGAUCUGCGACUGAAGUUAAUUUAUGAAGUCUCGGAGGUAUCACCACGGACAGCCCCCUUACUUGUGUCACGAGUGUGGUAGGACGUACAUGCUGGCCCGCUCUUAUAACGACCACCUCCAGAGGCACAAACCUCCCACGUUUGAAUGUGCGUUUUGCGGAAGAAAAUUCAGUCUGAAGAUGUUUCUGACCAGUCACAUAAGGCACUCUCACCUGGAAAUCCGGUUCCAAUGUCACCUGUGCGGCAAGCAACUGAGCACCCACGGCAACCUGUCGCGGCACCGCGCCCAAGUGCACAUGGUCCACGUUCGUCCGUACGGCUGCGUAAUGUGCCACAAACGUUUCGACACGCCCGACUGUCUGGCCAGACACACCCGGACACACACCGGCGAAAAACCGCACGCGUGUGACAUGUGUGACUGGAAGUUCGUGCAGGCCAGUCAGUUGCGGACGCACAAAAUGGGCAAACACGGCGUCAUGCCCUACCCCUGCGAGUUCUGCACCUCCGGUUUCAGGACGAAGCGCCAACUCAAGCAGCACUGCAUCGACCGGCACGACACCCACCCGCGCUACAAAGAACCUACUACUGAUUAAUUUAUUUAUAGAGACGCAGAGACUUCACCGGCAUUAAAAUUGAAAAUGUUGAAAAGACAAAUUUGCUUAUUGAAAUCCACCGUUAUUGUGUGAAUUCCACUGUAAUGAAAAUACAUGAGGUAUUUAAGAGUGGUUUGUAAUUGCCAUAAUAAAAAAUUACUGCUGAAA